Messenger RNA from Gongylonema pulchrum, 138 nucleotides. Lineage: Eukaryota; Metazoa; Nematoda; Chromadorea; Rhabditida; Gongylonematidae. The record is from the annotation of a GenBank genome assembly.
CCAACAACAACAUUUGAGCCGGAGGAGGCACAGAUGCACCUUACCGAAGUAGAAGAAAAAAUCUGGGAACUGAAGCGCGAAGACGAGCAGCAGCGAGCUGCUUUUGCUUUGUCCAACGGCCUGGAAUCUGAUGACUAG